AUGCAUAAUCAAAUACUCUUCAAUACAGCAUUACUCUCUUUCAAUCAUUCUUCGAAUAAAUUUGGUGAUGAAGGAAUCAAAGUUUUUGUAAAGGCCCUUCACAAAAAUUCUACAAUGCAAUUUAAUUGCAUUAAUGGAGGCAAAGCUUUGGCAAAGCUCUUGCAAAAACAUGAAUUUGACCAUCUUGGAUCUUUAUUCUAA
Molecule: messenger RNA, 201 nt
Organism: Dentiscutata erythropus
Lineage: Eukaryota; Fungi; Glomeromycota; Glomeromycetes; Diversisporales; Gigasporaceae
Source: the annotation of a GenBank genome assembly